UUUUCUCACUUAAUGAUAAUGUGAUGGUAUUUGGUUAUUUUAGUUAACCAAUUAACCAAACCGAUUAAACUUUAGUUUGGUUAAUUUGGUUGUUGUAUUAGUUUUGACGGUUUAGUUGUGAUAUUGUAUUCCAUGGUUAAUAGAAUUUAGACUUAUUUGAUUUGGUAAUUAUCAUGGUAACCAUUUGAACACCCCUUACACUAGAUAUGGCAAAUACUAAUAGGAAUAUAUAGAACAGAGGGCGAGUGUUUUUUUCAGGUAAGGUUAUUUAGUGGGUUAAUUUCAUGGUUGGUCACUGAGAUUACAAAAAACGUUCAAGUUUGGUCGCUCGAAAUAUUAAAAUCCGUUGGUGGUACUACAGUUUACUGAAAUCAUUCACGUUUGGUCACUCUUCGUCCAACUCCGUUAACUUUUGCUUACAUGACAGUCAACUUUAAAAGUUGACCGUUAAGUGAGUGAUGUGGCAAUUACAAAAUUAAUAAAAUAAUAAAAUUAAUAUUUUAUAAUUUUCACCUCAUUUCUAACUAUUAAAAAGAUAAAAACAAAAUUAUAAAUUAUUAAAAUUGAGAGGAGCGCUUCAACAAGAACGAUGUCGUCCUCGCCAACUAGCCCAACAUGGUAGCCGCCCGAAUCCUCAACUACAACUACACCACCGUGGGGGCGGCACCGUUCGGCCUGCUCUGGCGCAACCUGCGCUGCCUCACCGCCGUCGAGCUCCUCUCCACCGCCCGCCUCAACUACUCCCUCGGCUUGCGCCACGACGAGGUCAGGCAGCUCAUCCACGGCCUGUUUGACAAGGUUUCGGGUGCCGGGUCGGGUUUCGGGGAGGUGGAGAUGAAGUCGAGGCUGUCGGGUCUUUCGCUGAACAUAGUGAUGAGGAUGGUCGCCGAGAAGAGGUAUUUUGGGUCCGCAGCGGCGGAGGAAGAAGGUGGCGGCGAGGGGUUUCAGGAGGUGAUAAGCGAGGUGUUUGAGCUGAGCGGUGCGUCCAAUCCUGGAGAUAUCUUGUUAGAGUAGUCAAAGAGUAAAGGAAAUACCACAUUGGUGGGAGAAAGAAAGUGCAAGUUGUUUUUAAGUUUGCUUUCCACUUUAGUUAUUGGAUAAAGUGGUUAGUGGGCUUUUGGAAAAAGUGUGGGCUAUUUAAUUGGACAUAUUAAAUCUCACUACGCACUUAGCACUUUGCGCGACGCAUUCAGAUUUGAAUUUUUGGCUAAUUAAUUACCGAAAUUAUUUUAAUUAAUUAAUCCGGAUAAUUAUU
Messenger RNA from Linum trigynum, 1255 nucleotides. NCBI's taxonomy places the organism in Eukaryota, Viridiplantae, Streptophyta, Magnoliopsida, Malpighiales, Linaceae. The record is from the annotation of a GenBank genome assembly.